AUGGCUCUCGAUGCGCGCCCAAAAGGCCCUCGCAAGCUUCACAUGUUCUACAACAGCCAAUCCCUCUCAGAUUGUGUGGUCAAAUUCAGCAACCGAAGAGUGUUUGCCCACAAGCUAGUGCUUGUUCAAAACUCCGUCUGGUUCGACAAAGCGCUUCUCGGCGGCUUCAAGGAGGCUGGAGAGUUUGUGAUCAAUCUUGGAGACGAUGAUGAUCCGAACGAUGUCGAAGCUAUGUUGAAAUACUUCUACCAUGGCUCUUACACCACGCCACUCAUCACUGCGCCUGGUCAGGACAAUCUCGGCAAGCACUUGGCAAUGUACCUACUUGCAGACAUGUAUGACGCUCCAGCUUUGCGCAAAGAAGCUUCCACUCUCUUGAUCGCAUGUCUCAAGGUCUUGAUCGAUGGAGAGGGAAGGCCCGGAAGGACCAUCGACUAUUCGGCCAUCUCAUCAAUCAAGCAGAUUCUCGGCCCUGGAGCUGGCGACUUCGCCGACAAAACCUUGCAGGAAGAGGUGUUUCAGCUGGUCAUCGCAAACAUUAACCGCAUGUACAAGAAUCAGCUCUUCCGGCAACUUCUGAGCAGUGGAAAAAUGUUCGAUGAGGACUUUGGAAUGAAGUUUGCUUGCAGGACUGGCGAGAUGCUUGGAAGGUUCUAUGGUUCUAUCCCUGAUCAUCGCUAA
Molecule: messenger RNA, 681 nt
Organism: Aureobasidium pullulans EXF-150
Lineage: Eukaryota; Fungi; Ascomycota; Dothideomycetes; Dothideales; Saccotheciaceae
Exons: 3
Coding region: 1-681 (226 amino acids)
Molecular function (GO): protein binding
Source: RefSeq, a predicted model, not a curated record